GAAGGACUCUUGUUGGAUUGAUGUUUGAAUUUGGCAUGGUUGUUUGGACGGCAGAUUGUGUGAUGAAGCGGCUGCUGCAGCUGGUUUUAUUCCACACAGCCUGGGAAAUGGGGAGCGGCCAGCUCCAUUAUUCCGUGCCGGAGGAAUCUCAGCAUGGCACUUUUGUGGGCCGCAUCGCCCAGGAUUUGGGGCUGGAGGUGAGUGAGCUGGUGCCUCGGAUGUUCCGGAUGAUUUCCAAAGACCACAAGGAUUAUUUGGAGGUAAAUGUGCAGAAUGGGAUUUUGUUUGUUAAUUCCAGGAUAGACAGGGAGGAGCUGUGUGCCAAGAGCUCUGUUUGUGCCAUUCACUUGGAGGUAAUUGUGGAUAAACCCCUGAGGAUCUUCCAUGUAGAGGUGGAGAUCAGGGAUAUAAAUGACAAUGCUCCCAUUUUCUCUGCAAGUGAGCAAAUCCUGAGCAUAGCAGAAUUUAUAACUCCACCUGGUACUCAAUUCCCAUUAGAAGGAGCCUCUGAUUCUGACAUUGGCACUAAUGCUCAGUUGACUUACAAGCUCAGUUCCAAUGAAUAUUUCACAGCAGAGCAGAAAACAGAUGAACACAACAAACCUUUAGCAUUAGUUUUAAAGAAGCCGUUGGACAGGGAGACGACCUCUGUGCAUCGAUUAUUACUCACAGCUACUGAUGGGGGCCAGCGACAGCUCACUGGCACAGUCCAGCUGGUCAUCAAUGUCUUGGAUGCCAAUGACAACCCCCCUGUCUUUAACCAGUCAGUUUACAGGGUGAAACUGCUGGAAAAUGCAUCUGCUGGAACUCUGGUUAUUGCACUCAAUGCUACUGAUUUAGAUGAAGGAAUUAAUAAGGACAUCUUUUACUCAUUUAGUAACCAUGUUCCACCAAAUUUUCGAAAGGUUUUUAGCAUAAACUCCAACACAGGGGAAGUAACAGUGAAUGGCAACGUGGAUUUCGAAGAUAUUAAUAUAUUUGAUCUACAGAUUGUGGCUGAAGAUAAAGGCAACCUUCCAUUGUCUGGGCAUUGCCAAGUGGUCAUUGAGGUGCUGGAUGUGAAUGACAAUGCGCCAGAGGUGUCCGUGUCAUCCUUGUCCGUGCCAGUUCCAGAGGAUGCUCCACCCGGGACAGUGGUGGCUUUGAUCAGUGUCUCGGAUAGAGACUCUGGAGCCAAUGGGAAAAUAAAUUGCUCCUUGUGGCCCCCCAAGUUCCCAUUUAAGCUGACGUCCACCUUCAAGAAUUAUUAUUCUCUGGUACUCUCUGAGCCCUUAGAUCGUGAGCAGGUAGCCGAGUAUGGGUUGAUUGUGAGGGUCCAAGACCAAGGGGACCCCCCACUGUCCGCCAGCAGCAGCCUGUUGGUGCCAAUCAGUGACGUGAAUGACAACACACCCACUUUUGCACAGCCCUCCUACACCGUCUUCGUGAGGGAGAACAACCCACCUGGGGCUCAUAUCUUCACAGUGUCCGCCUCAGACCCAGAUGUGGCCGAGAACGCCUUGGUCAGCUACUGGCUGGAUGAGAAGCUGUGGCCGCUGUCAAGCUAUAUCUCAGUGCAUUCGGAGAGUGGGAAACUGUAUGCCCUGCAGCCCUUGGAUUAUGAGGAGGUGAAGCUGCUGGAGUUCCAGGUGAGAGCCAAGGAUGCCGGACUGCCCUCCUUGUGUGGCAAUGUGACUGUACAAGUGUUUGUGGUGGACGAGAACGACAAUGCACCUGUAGUGUCACAGCCAGUGGAGGAGCCUCCUGCUUUGUUAGUAAUCCCUGCACCUUCUGGACACAUGUUGGGCAAGAUCCGUGCCCUGGAUGCUGACUCAGGAUACAAUGCCUGGCUUCGCUAUGAGCUGCAUGAAUCAAACAGUGGUCCUUGGCGAGUGGGCCUGUACAGCGGUGAAAUCAGCACCACGCGCAUCCUGGAUGAGGUAGAGGGUGGGAGCAGCCAAAAUCUGCUGGUUGUGGUGAAGGACCAUGGCAAGCCUCCACUCUCAGCCACGGCCACUCUGAGUGUGUCUUUGGUGGCAAAUACCCAGGCCAUCAAAAGUGAUGCCCGACUUCCCAGGACAGCAGGAAACGCAAAGCCCCUGGCAGAUACUGCCAAUCUCUACCUGAUCAUCGCCAUCUGCUCAGUGUCCAGCUUGUUCCUGCUGGUGAUCCUUGUCUACGUGGCGCUGCGGUGCCAGAGCCAGGCCAAGGAAGCAAUGGUGUACGGCCCUGGCACAGCCACGCUGGUGUGUGCCAGUGAAGUGGGCAGCUGGUCAUAUUCCAAUCGCCACAGCCACAUCCUGGCAGGGGUGAGUGGAGAGGCUGGAGGCAAAAGUGACCUCAUGGUCUUCAGCCCCAACAUUCCUGCUUGUGCUGAGAAUGGAAAACAGCAGGACUUGCUCUGCACAACGGUUAGUAAUUAA
This is a messenger RNA of Euleptes europaea (tarantolino), 2402 nucleotides long. Its product is annotated as protocadherin alpha-5-like. Gene Ontology annotation, cellular component: plasma membrane. Gene Ontology annotation, biological process: homophilic cell-cell adhesion. Gene Ontology annotation, molecular function: calcium ion binding. The record is from RefSeq and is a predicted model, not a curated record. The coding region runs from base 21 to 2402 and encodes 793 amino acids. NCBI's taxonomy places the organism in Eukaryota, Metazoa, Chordata, Lepidosauria, Squamata, Sphaerodactylidae. The transcript has a single exon.